UAGGAGGAUUGGUCAGAAUCGGAACUGACGUCACACAUCGGGAACGCAAAACACAGCCACAUUUACGAGUAAACAGGCAGAGAGUCUUGUGGUAUUUUCCGCAUUUUUGCUGCCUUUUACGAAACGAGAUUUAAUUCUUCUGUGUUUGUGGUGAGUGUUUUCUGUCUAGGAUACUAAAAUGAGUUCUCUGGAGCAGAAAAUCGAAGUCCCCGAGAUCCGUGAAGAGCUGACGGGGGAACAAUCUGUUGGGGACAACGGUGUGACAGAAAGGAGCCUCACCCCAGUCCAUCUGCAGGUGGAGCGACUGCGGGUGGAGGACGAUGGCAAUAGUUCUGCGUACACCAGCGAGGAAGAAGCAGGGAGUCAUGAAGGAAGUCACGACGAAAACCGGACUGCGGACGAGCCGGAAUUUGUGGCACCGGACGACGAACUCCGCGACAGAAUUAUCAAACAGGUGGAGUUCUACUUUUCUGAUCCCAAUAUUUUGAAGGAUGCAUUUCUGCUGAAGCAUGUGCGUCGAAACAAACAAGGGUUUGUGAGUAUUAAACUCAUAACCUCUUUUAAGAAAGUGAAAUCCUUAACUAAAGAUUAUCGGGUUGUUGCUUAUAGCCUGAGACACUCUGAAAAACUAGAAGUGAAUGAAGAGGGGAGGAAAGUACGUAGAAAGGACCCUCUACCAGAAUGGGAUGAAACCACCCCAUCACGUUCUGUAGUGGUCGUUAAUUUACCCAUGGAAAACCCAUCUAUCGAGAAUGUGGCAGAAAUGUUUUCCAAGUGUGGUGAAGUUUCGCUUAUUAGGAUUUUAAGACCAGGGAAGUCCGUGCCACAAGAUGUGAAAAAACAUUCCAUCAAGCAUCCAGAGAUUGGAACGACAACCUGUGCUGUUGUAGAGUUUGAGAAGCAUGAAGCAGCACAAAAAGCUUGUGAAACAAUGAACGAUACUGAAGAUUGGCGUCAGGGCAUGCGUGUUGUUUUACUUGCUGCUCAGAAGAAGAAAGAGAAUAAAAAGAAGGACAAUGGCGAUGAUUCAGGAAAAGAGGAUGAUGGUGAAGGGAAGGAUAAGAAAAAGAAGAGGAGAGAAAGAAGAAAGAAAAACAGAGUUGAUGAACUCGCUGACAAUGAUUCUUCUUGCUACUACAGUAGUGGUUCAGAGGCAGAGUUUGGCGUACCUCAAAAAGGCAAUUACAGAACACAUCAAAUGCUCAAGAAAACACUGAGUCCAAAUCACAUGGAACAUCCAGUGCUUAAAAAAACUCUGAGUCCAAAUCAUAUGGAACAUCCUGUUCUUAGAAGAACAAUGAGCCCUAAUAAUAAGGAACAUCCAUCACUCAAGAAAUCUUUGAGUGGAAGUCAGAUGGAACACCAAAAACUGAAAAGAACCAUGAGUCCAAAUCAAGAGCAUACUAUGCUCAAAAGAACUCUCAGUCCAAAUCAGUAUGACUCAAAUCGUCUAAGUCCAAAUUCCUCCCCAAGGUCAAGUCCAAAAUCUAGUCCUAAAACCAGUCCAAGGUCAAGAAGAAGAAAUUUUCAUGGGAUUUCACCUUUGGCCGAUGACAAGAAAAGUCCAAGUACUAGUCCAAAGUUGAGCCCUCAGUGUAGCCCAGACUUGGGAAGAAAGAAAUAUGAACAUUCUGCAGAUGGUAAACCGUCAAGCCCGUGGGUACAGAGAAGGAUGAUGCUGGCUGGUCAGGAUAAAGGCCAAGUGUCAGCCAAUCAGGUCAAUGGAAAGAGCCCCGAAAAACACAAGAUGUAUGGAAUGGAAGGGGUCAUUCGACAGCCCAGAGGACCUGACGGCACCACUGGCUUCCACUUGGGACGAGGAAAACCAAGGAGCAGCACAUUUUCUUAAACUGCUUUUAGUGCAGCAGCUUUGCUGUCACAGAUAUUGCUUUUUUGUUCUGUGCACUCACCAUGACUCUAUAAAGCUGAACUUGACUUCACUCACAAAAAACAACGGUGGAGGUCUCUGUGAUAAAAUCUAUAUGGUACAUGUAUAAUGUUAAACAAGUCUUUUUAUGCUGUUCACUCCUUUUUUUGUACCUUGCACAGAAUGUCAAUGACUUGGAAAUUUAAUCUUGUAGUAAUGACAGCAAAUUCAUACAUAUAGUAAAAGGUGCCCGCAUGCAUACAUCAUUCAAAAGUCAGAAAUGGUGCAAAAAUUGUGUUGCUUGAAUACUUGCUAAAAGCACAAUUUGAUAACUGUUGUGUUUACUCUUAGCAAUGGGUAGUGUAAUUUAAAUCAUCAAAAUGGCUUUUGUUUAAAAAUGCAAAUGAGACAACUUAGCAAUUUGAUAUUUAUGAUGGUUGUGUUCAUUAAUAAUGAGACGAUUAUUCAACGUUUUAUUGUCUCAGCUAGGUGAGAGUAAAGUUGCACUAAUGUUUUUUUUUAAAGCAUUGAUUAUGUUAUAGGAAAUGGUUGUCAAGUAUAUUGAAUAAUGAUUUUUUCUAAAAAUGUCUCAGAUCCCAAGUGCUUAAAUUAACAGAGGUUUUGUUUUUCACUGACCUCUGAUGUAAAAAAUAAAUUAGAUUCUGUCUUGCAUUUUUACCAGAAU
This is a messenger RNA of Saccostrea cuccullata (small rock oyster), 2552 nucleotides long. RefSeq names its product la-related protein 6-like. The record is from RefSeq and is a predicted model, not a curated record. Bases 179 to 1849 code for a protein of 556 amino acids. Gene Ontology annotation, biological process: RNA processing. Gene Ontology annotation, cellular component: nucleus. Gene Ontology annotation, molecular function: mRNA binding. The transcript has a single exon. Lineage: Eukaryota; Metazoa; Mollusca; Bivalvia; Ostreida; Ostreidae.